AUGGACCAAAAAAAAGUUUAUAGAGCUUGGUUGUUAUUGUGCUUCACAACAGGUCCAGUUGCAUCAAUGUCAAGAACUUAUGUUCCUGCAGCGAUUCAAUCAGCUGGUAGAAUAGUUGGUAAGACUAAAAAAGGUGGUAAAUGUUCAUCAAGAGGAAAUGAUUGCUUUGUGAAAUUUGGUGCUGGUACGGUUCAUUAUUCGUCUUAUGUGUUGUAUUUGAAAGCAAUUUAUACAGCACUCGAAGGUUUAUUAGCUUUAUUACUUAUGGGACUUGCUGAUUAUUCAAAUUACCGGAAAUGGAUGCUGAUCAUUUCUGUUGCAUUAUAUGGCUGUUUUGCCCUACCCUUUGCUGGGCUAACUGGUGGCACAUACUCUGAUUUAAAAGGAUUAAGUGCCUUAUAUGGUUUGUUGAAUGUUGAUAAUGCAAUUUAUCAAAUCUUGGAAGGGUCAUAUAUACCAUUGUUUAUGAGAGCUGCAGCUCCUAUGGAUGAUAAGAAAUCUGUUCCUGAAGAAGUUCGUCGUGAUAUGGUUUUGAAAAGAGGCUCUACAGUUAGUGUGAUGGGAUUAUUUUUAGGUAAUUGUGGUGGGAUGACUGCCUUGUUGAUUGGUAUCAUAAUCUCAUAUGGAAGAGGUACUCCUAAAGAAGAUGGUUAUCAUAAUUUCUUGUUAGCAAUCACAAUUGCUGGGUGUGUCACUGUGGUUUUUUCAAUAAUUUCUGCAUUCUUUAUACCAAGCACAAAUGGUAAAGUUCUUCCUAAAGAUGAAUUCAUAUUAUUACUAACUUUUAAAAGAAUGCUAUCAUUAAUUAAGCAGAUUCGUCGUUAUCCAAAUGCUUUUAUCCUGUGUAUUGCUUGGGUUAUAUGGAAUGUAAGUUUCAACAAUUUCAUGAGUGUUUGGGUUCUUUUAUUUAGAUCCACACUGGGUAUUGGGAAUUCUGAUAGUGAAUAUGCUGUUUAUACCUGGAUGUCAUAUGUUGUUGCAUCGAUUGGAUCUUUAGCAUGGAUGUUUGCCUACCCAAGAACACCUCUGAAUAUCAAGACAUGGGGUUAUAUUUUCCUCUCCUUUUCAUUGUUUACAAACUUUUGGGGAUGCUUGGGUAUUAACAAUAAUACAAAAGUUGGUUUCAAACAUAGAUGGGAGUUUUGGUUAUUUGAGGUGUUGUAUUCUUCUUCAAGCUCAGCACUAAGAUCAUUAAAUAGAACAGUGUACAGUUCAAUUCUACCAGAAGGUGAAGAAGCUCAAUUUUUUGGAUUAGAAGUCAUGUUGGGUGUCGCAGUGGGCUGGAUUGGUGAUUUGGUUAAUGCAACUAUUCAGGAUAGAACUGGGAAUGAUAGGUUCCCAUUCUUACCAAACUUAUUUCUUGUCUUGAUAUCAAUUGUUUUGUUCAAGUUGUGUGAUACAGAACAAGGCAUGAAAGAUGUUAAUAAAGUCGUUGAAGAAACCACUCUAGAGAAUGUCUCCGAAGUUGAUAAUGCUGAGUGUAAGUGA
Molecule: messenger RNA, 1488 nt
Organism: Hansenula anomala
Lineage: Eukaryota; Fungi; Ascomycota; Saccharomycetes; Phaffomycetales; Wickerhamomycetaceae
Product: MFS transporter
Exons: 1
Coding region: 1-1488 (495 amino acids)
Biological process (GO): amino acid transmembrane export from vacuole
Source: RefSeq, a predicted model, not a curated record